Suillus clintonianus is the source of this 452-nucleotide messenger RNA. RefSeq lists its product as uncharacterized. Gene Ontology annotation, cellular component: membrane. The transcript has 3 exons. The record is from RefSeq and is a predicted model, not a curated record. Gene Ontology annotation, biological process: carbohydrate transport; transmembrane transport. Gene Ontology annotation, molecular function: carbohydrate:proton symporter activity. Lineage: Eukaryota; Fungi; Basidiomycota; Agaricomycetes; Boletales; Suillaceae. The coding region runs from base 195 to 413 and encodes 72 amino acids.
UCUAUGCCCGCUGGGUCCCUCGUCGGAGCCCUUUCUGUCACCUACCUUGGUGACAAGCUUGGGCGUAAAAAGACGAUCAUCCUUGGUGGUCUUUUCUGGGCCAUUGGCUCUAUUCUCCAGUGAGCGUCGGUCGUGAGUGUAUCAUCCUAUCAUAACAUCGUUUCGCUGUUAAGAUGCCGCUUUAGAACCGUGGCAUGCUCGUGGUUGGCCGUGUCAUAUCUGGUUACUCCGUCGGCAUAUCUUCUACCGUUGUCCCUUUCGGUUGUUCGUACAUGAACGGCGCUGCUUCAUUCCGUAUCCCAUGGGGUCUCCAGAUGAUCCCCGCUAUUGUUCUUUCUCUCGGUAUGCUCGUUUUCCCCGAAUCUCCCCGUUGGCUAGGUCAAACCCGCCAAGGCGCUCGUCAAUUCUUCUGAGAUAUUCCAUCCGACCGACUCUUACCACAAUGUACAUUC